Molecule: messenger RNA, 1890 nt
Organism: Talaromyces marneffei
Lineage: Eukaryota; Fungi; Ascomycota; Eurotiomycetes; Eurotiales; Trichocomaceae
Exons: 2
Coding region: 1-1890 (629 amino acids)
Molecular function (GO): ATP binding; metal ion binding
Source: RefSeq, a predicted model, not a curated record
AUGCAGGGUUGGAAUAUAGAUAACUGGAAACUCUUGGCCGGCCAAUUUACUGUUCACUGGCGCCUCCUGACUGCUGAAGGACUUUUUCCUUUCAGGACGCUGGACAUUUUUCUGCGGCCAUUAACCCAUGCCCAAGACGACAUAACCACCUUGGAGACGAACAAGGCGACCGAUUAUAUCAUACGGGCGGCUGGUUCUGGCGCAAGCCCCAUAGCGAUCAAAUUUAUCCUACCAAUACAGGAGGGGUUUGUCGUGAGAUCUGAUUUCUUGGAAUUACGAUUAGAAACAGCCAAGGAUCUCUUCACACAUAUCCAAAGCUUCGUCGUACCACGGCAGCAGGUAUUCCCAGCUCCGGAAACUGCAGAUAUUUAUACAAUUUUACGUUCAGCGAUCGGGGCUGUCACCUUACGCCAGUCUACGCCGGAAUGUCUUGAUACCUCACAAGAUGACAUCUCUCGUCGUCUGUCCUUCCCAUGGUUGCUAUCGAAGCCGAUUCCACGUCGGCGAAUUGCAAUGGUUUCAGAGCCAACCGAUGUAGUGGCGACAAUACGUCGGUGGAGAGGUGCUUAUGCGCUCGGAUUGGAUUUGGUUAUUCUGAGCACUGGAAGUUGGUUUUCCGAUGAUCAUGAGUUAAGUUACCUUCGGGAGGCUUUCGUUGUCAUGGAUCUUUCUCUGCCUGGUUUGGCGGACCGUAUUGUUGAUAAAAUGCGAUAUUAUGGGCGCCCAUUCGAUGGAGUCGUGACUCCGAUGUCGGAUUGGCUCGAGCAGAUUGCGCGCGCAGCAGACACAUUAGGUCUUCCAACAGCUCCUGAGAGUGCGUUCCGAAAUGCCGGCGACAAAUCCUUAACUCGCUCUCUCGAGUCAGAUGGAUGGAGCCUGGUAGUGACGAGUGUGGAUGACCUCGGCAGAAAUCUCCCCCUGGUAGGGACAACGUAUCCAGUCGUCGUCAAGCCAGUCAGUGGUUCAGCCAGUCGAUGUGUCUUCAAAGUCCACGACGAGCAUGGCCUGUUGACGGCGGUGGAAAAGGCGGCAAACCUCAAUGACACACGUGUACUGAUCGAGGAAUAUGUACAUGGCCCAGAGUUUGAUGUCAACUUUGUCUUGUUAGACGGUGAAGUCCUCUUCAGCGAGGUAUCAGACGAUUUACCUUCAUAUGGUGAUCAGUUGACAGCUAAUGAUUUUGACAAUCCAAAUUUUGGCGAGACGACGGUGAUUAUGCCGACAAUCCUUCCCAUCGAAGCAACCAAAGUAAUUGAGAAGAAAUUUCACCAAACUUUGCUUAGACACGGCUUCACGAAUGGGGUUUUCCAUGUUGAAGGACGACUUCGGAGCUCACCAGAGCAGGAACAGUCCAAUGGAGUCUUAGAUGAACAGAAAACCAAUACUUCCGUUUACCUCCAUGAAGUCAAUGCGAGACCUCCUGGAUAUAACUCCAGUAGCUCUACUAUGGUCACAUACGGUAUAGAUUACUGGGCACUGCAGCUCCUGGUAGCAUUGGAUGAUGGGGAUCGAGUUAGGGCACUGUCUUGUCCAUUUAGUGGGGGCGCCAUUGGGACUGCGGCAGUGAACAACAUUCCAGUUGCAGUGGAUAUCAGCACCGUAAAGGCUGUUGUUCCUGAUAUAGAAAGCAUCAAAGAUCCGCAUAUGAUACCGGUUGAUCUGAAGGCGGACCCUUUGAUUCGGGUUGCUUCGAACAUCCCAAACCUUUCUCGAUGCCUGGUACAACAUAGAACGACUCUCAACGACGGCAAAUCGUAUGGUAACUCUACAUCCAUUUGGUGGUGGCUGACGACCUAUCUUGUAUUUGACAAGGAUCGUAGCAAUGUGCUUUCGUCCAGCACAGUCAUUGCGUCUGUCUAUGAACAGGUAGUCAAAUCAUUGGGCAGGUGA